Messenger RNA from Spea bombifrons (plains spadefoot toad), 3947 nucleotides. RefSeq names its product granule associated Rac and RHOG effector 1 (gene GARRE1). Gene Ontology annotation, biological process: Rac protein signal transduction. The record is from RefSeq and is a predicted model, not a curated record. The transcript has 13 exons. Gene Ontology annotation, molecular function: CCR4-NOT complex binding. Bases 345 to 3551 code for a protein of 1068 amino acids. NCBI's taxonomy places the organism in Eukaryota, Metazoa, Chordata, Amphibia, Anura, Pelobatidae.
GACAGCGUAGGUUUCCCGUCGGUGCCGGAGAGACGUAAACAGAAGUAACUUUCCGAGCGGAAGGCACGUGCGCGGCGUGGCAGACGCUUCAGCUGGCUGGGGUUGCGCAUGUUGUGAGCUGCAGCGGGGCUGCGCCGAGUUCGACGAACUGCACACUCAGCACAUUCACUGCCUUUCUCUCCGCUGAUACAGAUCACCCAGCGCUUGCUUUGUGGAAAUGCCUUUUACAAAACCUACAAUGUAUGUUGUUCUCCUCUGCUAUCUGACCUAGCCGGGCCACCCCGAAGGUAUUUCCGAAGCCCCGUCGGCCGGUUUAUAGAGCGCCCGCGGCUUGGAGGACACAUAUGUAUUGCUGCAGCGCGCAGGAAAGUAAAAUGGACUACAAGAGGCGGUUUUUGCUUGGCGGGUCCAAGCAGAAGGUGCAGCAACACCAGCAUUACCAGAUGCCGGAGCUCAGCCGGACACUGAGCGCACCUUUGGCCUCCACCACAGCGGCGGCGGCGGCAUCGUCUCUGCUCUCUUCGGCCAACGCCGGCGGCUGCGCCCACACCACCCCCAUCGCGGACAUUCAGCAGGGCAUCUCCAAGUACCUGGACGCCCUCAACGUCUUCUGCCGAGCCAGCACUUUUCUCACGGACCUUUUCAGCGGCGUUUUCCGCAACUCGCACUACUCCAAGGCAGCUAUGCAACUGAAAGACGUGCAGGACCAUGUCAUGGAGGCCACCAGCAGACUCACGGCAGCAAUAAAACCGGAGAUCGCAAAAAUGUUGAUGGAGCUGAGCGCCGGGGCGGCCAACUUCAAAGACCAGAACGAGUUCAGCUUGCAGGACAUUGAGGUGCUCGGCCGCUGCUUCCUGACGGUGAUGCAGGUUCACUUCCAGUUCUUGUCUCAAGCUUUGCAGAAGGUUCAGCCCGUGGCGCAUUCGUGCUUCGCCGAAGCGAUCGCGCAGGAACGAAGGAACGUCCCCGGAGCGUCCGACAUGAGCCCCAGCAGAGAGCACGAGGGGGCAGUGCGGUCAUGGAGAGGAGCUGCCGAGGCCACCAGCCGGCUCAGAGAGAGAGGGGUGGACGGCUGUCUGGCGGGGAUCGAAGUGCAGCAGCUGUUCUGUUCCCAAACGUUGGCGAUUCCUGAGCAUCAUCUGAAGGAGCUGAACAUGAAGAUCGACAACACGCUGCAGGCUUAUAAGAUUGCUCUGGAAAGCUUAGGUCACUGUGAAUAUUCGAUGAAAGCCGGCUUCCACCUCAACCCCAAGGCUAUAGAAGAAAGUUUGAAGGGCUGCUGUAGCGAAGCAGAAGCACAACAAGCAGGAAGGAGGCAGACACCACCUCAGCCGAUCCAGUGCGAGCUUCCAACCGUGCCUGUCCAGAUUGGCUCUCACUUCCUAAAAGGAACCUCGUUCAACGAGUCGACGGCGGAAAAUUUAAAGCUGAAAACGCACACGAUGCUGCAGCUGAUAAAAGACGCGGACGGCCACAACGGGGUCACGGACAGAGACGAGACCGCGGUGACGGAAGUUCUCAAUCAAGUGUGUCCUUCUACCUGGCGGGGGGCUUGUAAAACUGCAGUGCAGUUACUGUUUGGCCAGGCUGGACUGGUGGUGGUCGAUACGGCGCAGAUUGAGAACAAGGAAGCAUACGCACCGCAGAUCAGCGUGGAAGGUUCCAGGAUCGUCGUGCAGGUCCCAUCUACUUGGUGUUUGAAGGAAGACCCUGCGACGAUGUCUCUGCUGCAAAGAAGCCUUGACCCCGAGAAAACGCUAGGGCUGGUUGACGUUUUGUACACCGCCGUGUUUGAUAUAACGCGGUGGAAGGAGGGUAGGGAACAGGCGUUGCCUAUUAUUCAGAUCCAGUUACAGAGGGAAAUCUCGGAGUUCGGAAAUCAGACGGAUCUCCCGCACGGGAACUGCAGCAAAUCGGCAGGAGGACUGCAGAAGACCUUCUCCAAACUGACCUCCCGCUUCACCAAGAAAGCUUCAUGUAGCGGGAGCUAUUCUGUCCCUCACACGCCUUCCAAACACGUCUUAACCACUAACCACUCGGAGGAGAAGACGAAAGGGCCCAGUAACGCAGACUCCAAGUUGCAGAGCAUCCUGACCAUCGGAACAUUCCCCAGGUCGAUGGACGCGACCCACUCAAACCAGAGCACAAACUCCCAGUUGGUAAACGGGCUUCUGACCGACCGGAGGGACGAUUUCUUUAAAGGAGACGAUCCAAAGGAUGAGAAAGGAAUGAAUUUGCCCACCGAUCAGGAGAUGCAGGAUGUCAUAGACUUCUUGUCGGGAUUUAACAUGGGAAAAUCCCAACAGACAUCACCUGUGGUCAAGAGAAGGAACUCCGCUACGUCCUCUGGGGCGACCGAGCAGAAGCAAGGGACUGUGAAACCGCAGUCGCAAACAGUGUCGCAUGCGUCGCUGCACGCUGCCGCGCAGGGGCUGCUGCAACAGCAACAACCUCCGCCGCCGCAACCGCUGCAGCUGUCGCAGAAACAGCAGGUGCCGUAUUAUCAGCAUCUGUUCCAGCCAAUGGGACAGCAGCAGCAGCAGCCGCCUCCGCAGCAGCAACAGCCGCCUCCGCAGCAGCACGCUCCCGGGAAGUGGCUGAACAGCCCCGCGCAGCAGUCCUCGCAGGCGGUGGGGAGCGGGCUGUCUCUUGGUCAGAUGAGCCAGUGGAGCGGCCAGGGCGUCUCGGAUCUAAGUCCCGACCUGUACAGUUUGGGUCUUGUCAGCAGCUUCAUGGACAAUAUGAUGUCUGAGAUGCUGGGGCAGAAACCGCAAGGACCCCGGAAUAACACGUGGCCGAACCGCGACCAAAGCGAGGGGGUGUUCGGGAUGCUCGGAGACAUCCUUCCUUUUGAUCCUGCAGUGGGGUCUGAUCCUGAGUUUGCCCGCUACGUGGCUGGGGUCAAUCAAGCUAUGCAACAGAAAAGACAAGCACAGCAUGUUCGACGUCCAGGCAACACGCGCAGCAACUGGCCUCAUCCCGACGACGCUCACAGAACGUGGCCCUUUCCCGAGUAUUUCAUGGAAGGGGAUGUUCUAAACAGUAACUGGUCAGGUACUCAGGGAGACUCUGCCAGCUCGAGCGACGAGGCCUCCUCCGCUAACGGAGACAGCUUGUUCUCUAUGUUCUCAGGGCCGGACCUUGUGGCUGCUGUCAAACAGAGAAGAAAACACAGUAGCGGUGAACAAGACACAAGCACGCUGCCGUCACCCCCUCUGCUUUCUACAGUAGACGAUCUCAAUCAGGAGAACAAAACCAAAACAUGGCCGCCAAAAGCACCAUGGCAGCACUCAUCCCCUCUCACCAACACACUGCCCGGCCAGAGCUCUUCUCUGUACCAGAUGAGUAACCCUGUGAGCCAGUGGAACGACACAAUGCAAAUCCUACCGUCCCCGGUUUGGUCGACGGCCGGCGACUGUGCGCCUCCUGCGGGGAUCUCCUCCACUUUUGCCUACUCGCAGCAGCAGCAGCAAUCGCAGCAGUCAAACAAGGGCUUUAAAUCCUUCCCGAUGAAACACGAGCGCAGACCCUCAUACCUGCAUCCCUUCUGACCGGCGGCGGAUCCUUCUAGAAAAGUGCGCCGCUUCAUCUAAAGAGUGGGGGAAAAAAAGAAAGCGAAAAAGUUUUUCCUUUGGCUCGUUUGUCGGUAACGUGAUGGUUGGGGUGAUUUUUAUUUUGGUUGUGAUGCUAUUCGAGUAAGAAACCAGGUCAGUGGUAACUCUGCAUCCUUUAUACGAGUGAGAAUUUCAUUAUAGUUUUGGCGUUGAGGUUUCGAGUGGAUCGCCCUACAUAUUAUAUAUGUCAUUUUUUGUUUGUUUUUGGUUUAUAUUUUCCAAAAAUGUGCAUUUCCAGCUGCGAAUGGAUCUCAUUUGUGCUCAGCAUGACUCGUUAUUCCUGAUCUUGUUGAGGAACGUGCGGUCCGUCAGCUUGAGUUGGCAAUUGAACUG